Messenger RNA from Eriocheir sinensis (Chinese mitten crab), 624 nucleotides. RefSeq lists its product as uncharacterized. NCBI's taxonomy places the organism in Eukaryota, Metazoa, Arthropoda, Malacostraca, Decapoda, Varunidae. The transcript is spliced from 3 exons. Bases 1 to 624 code for a protein of 207 amino acids. The record is from RefSeq and is a predicted model, not a curated record.
AUGCAACCCAAUACCCCUAAGCCAAGCCCCAGCCCCAUCUCCCUCCAGCAGCAUCCCGGAGCCCCCAGCAUCCCUCCAGCAUCCCUGCCUCCUCCCCCUGGCCCUGCAACCCUCGUGGGAAGCCUGUGCUUCCGUCCACGCCCGACAACCCCGAUCCCGACCACCCCGAGCCCGACCACCCCGAUCCCGACCACCUCGAUCCCGACCACCUCGAUCCCGACCACCCCGACCCCGACCACCCCGAUCCCGACCACCCCGACCCCGACCACCCCGAUCCCGACCACCCCGAUCCCGACUACCCCGAUCCCGACCACCCCGAGCCCGACCACCCCGAGCCCGACAACUCCGAUCCCGACCACCCCGAUCCCGACCAUCCCGAUCCUGACCAUCCUGAUCCCGACCACCCCGAUCCCGACCACCCCGAUCCCGACCACCACGAUCCCGACCUCCCCGAUCCCGACCACCCCGAGCCCGACCACGCCGUUCCCCUUCCUCCCUGCCCUAAGCAAUCCAAAACCAAAACAACCCCGUCAUAUUGCCCGCCCCGCCCCACCCCGCCCCGCCCCGCCCUGCCCCGUUACAAGGCCCAUGCAGAGCUCUCUAUACAGGGAUGCAAGGAGGUAA